AUGAGCGUGGGGCGGAUCAACCGUUACAGCAUUGUGUCGUCCGAGGAGGAGGCGCUGCGCCUCACCAAUAUGCACAGCAGCAGCGGUGGCGGCAUGAACGGCUUCGGCAACGGCAAGAUCCACACGUGCCGCAAGGUCCGCAACCGCUUUGUCAAGAAGAAUGGCCAGUGCAACGUGCAGUUCGCCAACAUGGAGGACAAGUCGUCGCGCUACAUGGCCGACAUGUUCACCACGUGCGUGGACAUCCGUUGGCGCUACAUGCUGGUGCUGUUCACGCUGGUGUUCGUGCUGUCCUGGCUGGCCUUUGGCCUGGCCUUCUGGGUUAUAGCGUUGCUCCACGGCGACCUGGACAACCCAGCCGGAGAUGACAACUUCACACCCUGCGUCCUGCAGGUCAACGGCUUCGUGGCCGCCUUCCUGUUCUCCAUCGAGACACAGUCGACCAUUGGCUACGGCUACCGCUGCGUGACGGAGGAGUGUCCAGUCGCCGUAUUCAUGGUGGUUUUCCAGUCCAUCGUUGGCUGCAUCAUCGACUGCUUCAUGGUCGGCGCCAUCAUGGCCAAGAUGGCAAGGCCCAAGAAACGGGCGCAGACGCUGCUGUUCAGCCACAACGCAGUGAUCACUAUGCGCGACAGCAAGCUGUGUCUCAUGUGGAGGGUGGGGAACCUGAGGAAGAGUCACAUCGUAGAGGCCCACGUCAGAGCUCAGCUCAUCAAACCCCGGAUCACUGACGAAGGGGAGUACAUCCCCCUGGACCAAAUAGACAUCAAUGUGGGCUUUGACAAAGGCCUGGACAGGAUUUUCUUGGUUUCACCCAUUACGAUUAUCCAUGAGAUCGAUGAGAAUAGUCCGCUCUAUGGGAUCGGAAAAAAUGACCUGGAGACGGCGGACUUUGAGAUCGUGGUCAUACUAGAAGGGAUGGUCGAGGCAACCGCCAUGACCACGCAGGCCCGCAGCUCCUACCUGCCCACGGAAGUGCUGUGGGGUUACCGGUUCGAGCCAGUGCUCUUCGAGGAGAAGAACCUGUACAAGGUGGAUUACUCUCACUUUCACAAGACCUACGAGGUACCGUCCACCCCACGCUGCAGUGCCAAGGACAUGAUGGCGAACAAGUUCCUGGUGCCCACCUCCAACUCCUUCUGUUACGAGAACGAGCUGGCCUUUCUCAGCCGGGAUGAGGACGAGGAAGAGAAGGUGGUGGGCGUGGGCAGUGGUACGUUCAGAGCGCUGGCCAACCUGAACAGUCCGGAACGGACCAGUAGACACGAGUUCGAGAGGCUACAGACCACCAGGGGACUGGACCAAAGGUCGUACCGCAGGGAGUCGGAGAUAUGA
Messenger RNA from Coregonus sp. 'balchen', 1335 nucleotides. NCBI's taxonomy places the organism in Eukaryota, Metazoa, Chordata, Actinopteri, Salmoniformes, Salmonidae. The record is from the annotation of a GenBank genome assembly.